GUCUAACGAUUCAUCGUCAUCAUCUGUAACGAACUUUUAGCCGCAGCAAAGACUAUGGCUUAUUCCACCAAAAAAAAAAGACUAUGGCUUAGCUUUCACCAAAAAUUAAAAAAGAGACUAUAGCUUAGCUGCGAAAAUGGAAAACAAGGCGAUUCUAAGAGAGUGGUUCGAGCGAGUUGACUCAGAGAAAACUGGAAGCCUCAUUGCUUCGCAGCUCAAGGUCCAGCAAGCUUUCUCAGACUUUGAGAGGGGUCGAGGAUUUCUUGGCCUUGAUGAAGUUUAUGAGGCUUUGAUCAAAAUUGGUUUCUCUCUGGCCUUCCCAGCUUUUUGUACAUUGUGUGAGAGCUUUGAUCAAAAGAAGAAUUGAAGAUUUCGGCUGGAUGACUUCAUAUCUCUAUGUAUAUUUCUGCAGUCGGCUAGGAAUCUAUUUAAUUCAUUUGAUACAGCUAAGCAAGGCAGGAUUACGCUUGAUCUGAACCAAUUCGUUUAUUGCACUGCCAAUUGCAGAAUAUAACAUAAAACCAUGUGGAGCAAACGUGGUUAUCUGCUGCCUUGGAUUAACAAUUAAGGACGCAACGAUUGAAACAGGCCCACGCGCCCAGUACAUGCGAAGGCGGUAGAAUUUUACUCUGAUUUCUAGCUCCAAUUUCAGGAAGGCUUUCUAGGGUUUCUAAACGAGAAGUUCUUCAUCUCCUCUCCAUUCAGCUCUCUGUUUGGUCAACGGGAUCAGCAAUUGUCAUUCUGCGAUUUCGAUUUCUAUUUCAAUUUCGCAGGGAAAUGCUUUGAUUUCUGGAAGUUCCGAUUCAAUUAUGCUGUUUCUGUCUGAGAGUGAGGAGCAGAAAUUUGAAGUGGCCGGAGUGUUGUGGCGGAUGAAGAUAGCGGAUUAUCUCUCGUCUAACUCUCCUCCUUUAUGGGCGACUUUGAUAGCUGGUGUCUUUUUAGUCAUUACGCUUUCACUCUCGAUGUAUCUUCUCUUCGAGCACCUCAAUGCAUACAAAAAUCCUGAGGAGCAAAAAUUUUUGAUAGGGGUUAUCGUUAUGGUUCCUUGCUAUGCUGUAGAAUCUGUAAGUUGCUUCAUUCUUGUCUUUGCACUAAGAUUCUCAGUUGUUGAAUAUAUUGCAGUAAUGCAUGUAUGCCAAUGAGAUUUUGAAAACUGCAGCAUCUUGCUUGGAUGCUUAAACUUUUUGAGAAAAAUUAGUAGUUUUGAGAUUAUCAUAUAUGUGUGGUAAGAAAUCUGUAUAUAUUCACUGGCAAUCGGGCAUCUGGCUUGAAAAUGGAAAACUGCAUAUGUUAGCAAAUGGGUAGUUCCUUUAAAUAUGUUCCUUUUCUUUUAGGUCUCAUAAUUUGUAGUUAAAAAUUGGUAUUUUGAGAUGAUGGAUUAUAUCUGGCUCUAUAAAAGCAUAUUCAUGUUAAUCUUGAAACCUGAGAACUUGUUGCUAAAGAUGACACAUAUGGACAUAUGAAAUUGGACCAUUUGAAGUUAAGUAGAUUUUGCUUGAAUUUUCAAUUUUAACAGUUUAGUAAAAUUAGAUGUUCUUGAGGGUGUUGAACAUCAAAAAUCUGUUUUAAAAUUGCUACAAUGAAUCUCGAAUUCAGACUUUGUGUUGCUACCACAUUGAGACCUUCUUGUAGUUGAAUUCCAUUCUAAACUGUUUAAUGAAGUUUUAUUUUUGAGAUUAUGGAAAUGUUGCAGUGAAUAUGUUUAAGAUAUCUAGCAUCAACUGAAAAGAUCAGGUAUAAUUUUAGCAGUCUAUAAUAUGGUUUCUGCACUAUGCUUCUAGCACAUCAGUAUAUUAUUUCUGUUUUCCUAACUUGUAUUAUUCUUAAUAGUUUGUAUCGCUGGUGGAUACUUCAAUUAGUGUUUAUUGUGAGAUACUAAGGGAUUGCUAUGAAUCAUUUGCCAUGUAUUGCUUUGGAAGAUAUCUUGUUGCAUGCUUAGAUUUCCUAUUUGGUUGCCUAAGCCUUUUAUUGUUAGCUUUGUUUACAUGUUUAGAUAGCUUCUGCAGUCUGAUGUUAUUUUCUGUUGUUUAAAGUAGACCUUUGAAUACCUUGCUGCUCAUAUUUUAGAUCUUGAAUCUUUAAAAUCUUCUAAGAUCUAUCUAACAACCAAUGUGUUAAUGUUAAAGUCUAUAAGUUUAUUCUAGGGGCUACUAUCCAUUCCACCCUUGUGGAUUAUGUAAUGAUUUACUGCCAUAAAUAGUUGCUUUUCAC
Molecule: messenger RNA, 2211 nt
Organism: Rubroshorea leprosula
Lineage: Eukaryota; Viridiplantae; Streptophyta; Magnoliopsida; Malvales; Dipterocarpaceae
Source: the annotation of a GenBank genome assembly